UGCCUUAAGCCCGGGACUUUUUUUAGUGGGCUGCUGCUCCUGAGAAGCUUGCUGCCGUGUGUGGGCGAGCCCAAGAUACAGCGGUGCAGCUUUUGCCUGAGCUGGAAGGGCAGUGCCCACGGGUGAGUCAAGGGGUGGCAGCUCCUGCCCAGGCUCCAUGGUUUUUCCCCGUGGGAACAGCACCCCCGGUGCAGUGACAACCCUGGGGACAGCGGGCUGGACUUUGUCCCUUGCGAGAACCUCCUUUUUAAUCCUUUUGCUCCUGUGGGGAGGUCGGCUGCAGAGUCUCGGGUAUUCGGAGCAGGAUGCCAAUGUGCUGCCCUGAAUCUUUUCUUUCCACGGCUGUCUGAUGAAAGACUCCGGGACUUCUGAGCAGUAAAAAUCUGUCUCCUCGUGUUAUAAAGUUGUUCCCGUGGUAGAUUUCAGCCGUUCCCUUUCAGACAUGCCCAGCUCCCGCAAGCUUCAGGCAUGGCUGCGGCUCUACGGCUACCUGCCGCAGCCCAGCCGGCAGAUGUCCACCAUGCGCUCGGCUCAGACCUUCUCCUCGGCCCUCGCCGAGAUGCAGAAGUUUUACGGCAUCACCGUCACCGGCGUCCUGGACGAGGAGACCAAGGCGUGGAUGAAACGUCCUCGCUGCGGGGUCCCGGACCAGUUUGGGGCACGGAUGAAGUCCAACAUGCGGCGGAAGCGGUACGCGCUGACGGGGCGGCGCUGGAGCCAGAGCCAUCUCACCUUCAGCAUCCAAAACUACACCGAGAAGCUGGGUCGAUACCACUCGUACGAGGCCGUCCGCCAAGCUUUCCGGGUGUGGGAGCAAGCCACGCCGCUGGUUUUCCGGGAGGUGCCCUACGAGGACAUCCGGCAGAAGCGGAAGAAGGAGGCCGACAUCAUGGUGCUCUUCGCCUCCGGCUUCCACGGAGACAGCUCCCCCUUCGACGGCGUUGGGGGGUUUUUGGCUCACGCCUAUUUUCCCGGUCCUGGCAUGGGGGGGGACACGCAUUUUGACUCGGAUGAGCCCUGGACGCUGGAGAACACGGAUGUGUCUGGGAACAACCUUUUCUUGGUGGCCGUGCACGAACUGGGGCACUCCCUGGGCUUGGAGCACUCCAGCAACCCCAGCGCUAUCAUGGCCCCCUUCUACCAGUGGAUGGACACGGAGAACUUCCAGCUGCCCGAGGAUGACCUCAAGGGCAUCCAGCAGCUGUACGGUACCGCAGACGGGCACCCUCAGCCCACCAAACCUUUGCCCACCGUGACGCCCCAGAGACCUGGCAGGCCAGACAAGAGACCCCCUAAACCGCCCCCCCCGGGGAAACCGGAGCGACCCCCCAAACCUGGCAGCCCAGACCGACCUGACCAGUACGGCCCCGACAUCUGCGACGGGAACUUCGACACGGUGGCAGUGCUGCGUGGGGAGAUGUUUGUGUUCAAGGGCCGGUGGUUCUGGAGGGUCCGGCACAACCGGGUGCUGGACAACUACCCCAUGCCCAUCGGGCACUUUUGGAGGGGCCUCCCCGGGGACAUCGAUGCUGCCUACGAGAGGCACGAUGGGAGGUUCGUCUUCUUCAAAGGUGACCGGUACUGGCUCUUCCGAGAAGCCAACCUGGAGCCCGGGUACCCGCAGCCCCUGGUCACCUACGGGCAGGGCAUCCCCUACGACAGCAUCGACACGGCCGUCUGGUGGGAACCCACGGGGCACACCUUCUUCUUCCGUGGGGACAGAUACUGGCGCUUUAACGAAGACACCCGCUCGGUGGACCCCGGGUACCCGAAGCCCAUCUCCGUCUGGGUGGGCAUCCCUCCCUCGCCCAAGGGUGCCUUCCUCAGCCCGGACGCCUCUUCCACCUACUUCUACAGAGGCACAAAGUACUGGAAAUUCGACAACGAGCGGCUCAAGACGGAGCCGGGUUAUCCCAAAUCCAUCUUACGGGACUUCAUGGGCUGUCACACGGAGCUGGUCCCGGACCCCCAUCCCCGCUGGCCCGACGGGGACCGGCCCCCCUUCAACCCUGACGGGGAUGGGGAUGGGCGGGCCGAAGAUGAGGAAGAAGAGGAGGAGGAGGAGGAGGAGGAAGACGAGGAGGAUUACGGCGAGGGCGGCCGCCAGCCGGGCGGGGACGUGGACGUGGUGGUGCAGAUUGACGAGUACACGCGCACCAUGAGCGUCGUCAUGGUGCUGGUGCUGCUGGUGCUGCUGCUCUGCAUCCUCGGCCUCAUCUACGUCAUCGUCCAGAUGCAGAGGAAGGGCGCGCCCCGAAUGCUCUUGUACUGCAAGCGCUCCUUGCAGGAGUGGGUCUGACCCCGGCUCCCUCCCCCAACCGCCCCACCACCAUGGUGCUAAGGAUGGACCUGACCUCCCCCUCCCCUUGCCCCUCCCCACGGCCCCGACCCCUCUUGCCCCAUUGUUGCUUGAUGGCUCCGGCUUCAGAAAAGGGGGGGAUGCCCAACCCCCCCAGCCCCCCCAGAGCAGCCGGGCUGGGACUGGGGGAUGCUCACGGGGUGGGGGGGCUGGAGGGUGUCCAGGUCCUGCCUGCUCCCUGGCGCUCGCCCCCCUCCCCAGCCGUCACCCUCAGGUUGCCACCCAUCGUCUUGUACCCCCCUCUGCCACGGGGGCCCGGCAGGGUCCUUCGUCCCGCGUGAACCCGCUGGCCUGUGCCUGUGCCGCAUGGGGUGGUGAGCAGGUUGGGGGCUGCUCACAAGUGCUACGAGCUGGCAGGUCUCAGCUGCCGCCACCUGCGAUGGCAGGGAAGCGGGAGGGGAAGGGAGGGCCGAGCUCCCGGCCAUGUUUCCUGUUGAAUUGUGGGGAUAGGGGGAUGUGGUGCCUAAAAAUAGCGUGAGGGGGGAGAUGCCACCUUUGCAACCCCGCUGCGGGCUCAGCUCAGCCCGGACCCUGCCGCCGCCGUGGGGCGAAGCCUUGGGCACGCGUGGG
Gavia stellata (red-throated loon) is the source of this 2929-nucleotide messenger RNA. It is a transcript of the gene MMP15, whose product is annotated as matrix metallopeptidase 15. NCBI's taxonomy places the organism in Eukaryota, Metazoa, Chordata, Aves, Gaviiformes, Gaviidae. The coding region runs from base 443 to 2299 and encodes 618 amino acids. The record is from RefSeq and is a predicted model, not a curated record. The transcript is spliced from 10 exons. Gene Ontology annotation, molecular function: metalloendopeptidase activity; zinc ion binding. Gene Ontology annotation, cellular component: extracellular matrix. Gene Ontology annotation, biological process: extracellular matrix organization; proteolysis; collagen catabolic process.